UUAGACCAUAGAAUCGAAUUACUACCUUUUCAUUUCACAUAUCAAAUCAUCUUAUUUCGCAAUAAAUUAAUCGCCGAUUUGGAAAAACGCUUGGCCGGCAUCGCUCUAAAGCCGAUCCCGACUGCCGACGACGGCCGGAACCGAAAAAAAGCCGCCGUCGCCGCUUGUCGCCGCGCUCGGUCCGAGUUCUCCCUAAUCGCUCGCCUCCUUCUCCGUCGAGAUUUCUCUCUUCUUUCUUUGUUCGGUUUCGUUCGUCUUGCUAGGGCUUCUGCACCCGCCGAAACCGAAGCUGUUCGUAUAAUUAUUCUUAUAUUUUACAACUGCAUGAUCGCGAGUUGUCUUUCCGCUCGCCGCAGUUGCCGCCGGAGCUGAAGCUUGUUACGCCGAGCGAUGUCGAAAAAGGGAGGCGCGGACGCGUUUUACGUCGUGAGGAAGGGGGAUUUGAUUGGAAUUUACAAGACUCUGAAGGAUUGCCAGGCUCAAGCCGGGUCUUCUGUACAUUCUCCAUCCGUGAGUGUGUAUAAGGGCCAUGGUCUAGCAGAGGAGGCAGAGGAACAUCUCAAGUCACAUGGUCUUAAGAAUGCUUCUUAUACCAUUAGUGCUGCCGACUUGAAAAAUGAUAUUUUUGGGGAACUUGUUCCUUGCCCAUUUCAGCAACCAGCCUCUACAAGAGGAGCAUCAUUGAACAAGGCACUGCCUACAAAGAGAUCAGUGGAAGCACUUCAGUGGGACCAUAAGGCGGUUGGACCAACUUCAGCUUUGAUCAAUCAUCAGAGCAAACAUUUGAAGUUAAAUGAUGGUACUGCAAGUCAGCCAGCAUCUUCCAAUUGUAGCUCUUGCUCACUAGAAUUUGAUGGAGCUUCGAAAGGAAACCCUGGACCGGCUGGUGCGGGAGCUAUCCUGCGUGCUGAUGAUGGGAGUUCGGUUUGGCGAUUGCGUGAAGGUGUGGGAAUUGCAACUAAUAACGUUGCUGAAUAUCGGGCUCUAAUUAUGGGAUUGAGACAAGCUUUACAGAAAGGGUUUAAGAAAAUUCAAGUCCGUGGGGACUCAAUGCUUGUCUGUAUGCAGAUUCAAGGAAAAUGGAAACUAAAGAACCAGAAUAUGGCCGACUUGUGUCAGGUGGCCAAAGAGCUCAAGGACAGGUUUACUACUUUUCAGAUCGAUCAUGUUCGUAGGGAAUUCAACUCCGAAGCCGAUGCCCAGGCGAAUCUAGCUAUCGCUCUCAAGGAUGGUCAAGUUGAAGGGGAGUGUGGACAGCAAUAGCUCGAGCAUGGAGCCGUCAGCUGCUUCCUGUUGUGCCCUCAGAUUGUUCUGGAAGAGAGAGAGAGAGAGAGAGAGAGAGAGAGAGAGAGAGUUGCACUCUUUGCUUGGGACUUGCAUUGCUACAGGAAAAGAGCUGCAUUAACAUGUGUCGACAAGAAGGGUACUAACAUACGAAUUAUGCAUACUGCCAAUUUCCUCUGAAACUAUGCUGCAGCUAUUCUUUUGCUCGAGGUUAUGUUAAUGGGCAGUGAAAACCCAGUUGUUGAUUUCUGAAGUGGAGAAUCAUGUUGGACCAAUUGAAAUUGCUUGAUGGAGGAAAUAACCAGUGCUUCCCAUGCUUCA
This is a messenger RNA of Eucalyptus grandis, 1605 nucleotides long. RefSeq lists its product as uncharacterized. Lineage: Eukaryota; Viridiplantae; Streptophyta; Magnoliopsida; Myrtales; Myrtaceae. The transcript is spliced from 9 exons. Gene Ontology annotation, molecular function: nucleic acid binding; RNA-DNA hybrid ribonuclease activity. The record is from RefSeq and is a predicted model, not a curated record. Bases 391 to 1263 code for a protein of 290 amino acids.